Messenger RNA from Meloidogyne enterolobii, 408 nucleotides. Lineage: Eukaryota; Metazoa; Nematoda; Chromadorea; Rhabditida; Meloidogynidae. The record is from the annotation of a GenBank genome assembly.
AUGGCUGGUUGCCGGUUUGGCCAAAGUAUGGGAUCUUAUGUUUCAUGGUUAUACGUCUUUAUAAAAGCUCUUUAUUUGCUAAACGUCACGGGUCAAUUUUUUAUUCUCAAUUCUUUCAUUGGAAGUACCUACCGAUGGUGGGGAAUUGAUGUAUUAAAUGCUUUACUUGCUGGGGAGAAUUGGCAGGAUUCUCCAAUAUUUCCUCGUCUCACUCUUUGUGAUGUCCCAAUACGUCGGUUGGGAGCAGGGAUGUCACGGGUUGAGAAAAAUGUCGGGUCGGGUUUCGGAUCGGGUUUUCAAAAUUUUCUUCGGAUCGGGUAUCGGGUUGAAAAAAAGGCCGGGUUUCGGGUAACCCGUGACAUCCCUGGUUGGGAGACACUCCAAGAUAUACACUUCAAUGUCAUUUGA